Molecule: messenger RNA, 3962 nt
Organism: Amphibalanus amphitrite
Lineage: Eukaryota; Metazoa; Arthropoda; Thecostraca; Balanomorpha; Balanidae
Exons: 9
Coding region: 127-3315 (1062 amino acids)
Source: RefSeq, a predicted model, not a curated record
UCGGGUCAGACAGUUGGGCGCGGCCGGCGGUGGAGCUGCGUUUUGGUGACGUGUGUCACCUAGACUGACCUGGACGACCCCAUGGUGGCUACUUGACAGCAACAUUUCCCGGAUCAAGCAAACGAGAUGGUCAAAUACCUGACGUCGUUUGCACAAAAGCACGGCCUGCUUCGUGAAGAAUGUAUCUCCAACUGCCCGUUGGUGAUUGAUGGCAUUGACCUCAUGGUAUCACUUGAGGAUAGGAAUUAUGAUGAAACAGCAGGAGGAGGCAUCUACCAAGAUUAUGCCAGGAACAUAAAAACGUUCUUCUGCGAUUUGCAAAGAUCCGGAAUUUCUCCUGUUGUGCUGCUUCAUGACGAGCUACCCGUCAGACUGGGCAUAUCACGGGUGUCCGUGGAAUUCGACUCGGAGUUCAUACAGGACUCAUACAAGGACCACGGCGUUCGACUUACUGAGGCUCUAACCAGUCAGCUGCUUUACAAGAACAUAUUUUUGCAGGUACUUCGGCGACUGGAGAUACCACACAUCGUCUGCUUGAAUGAUGCCACCGCCGAGUUCACUGCGCUGGCCCGAAAACUGGACUGUCCAAUCAUGGGAAUUCAGAAUAAGUACCUGACCCAGAACAUAGUCGCUGUCAAGGUACCCCGGAAAAGGGCCACGCUGCAGCUUCGCCACCCGCCGCCGGGACAGAAGGGGUUCUACAUGCCCUGUGAGGUGUUCCAUCCGGAAAGGUUCCUGAAGAAGUUCGACAUCUCCGUCGAGAUGCUGCCUCUCGUGUCGACGAUCCCGGGCACCGGUCCACAUCCGCCAGCCCUGUUCGACGCGUUCUUCGAGAAGCUUGAGGAGCAGUACCACUCUGUGGAGCAGAAGCAAUUCCGACGACUGGACCUGCUGAUGCGGUGGCUCUCCGACCAGGAUUCCAUUGAAACUGCCCUGAAAGAGGUGCUCUGCAGCUGCCAAAUUUCCGAGCAGAAAAAGUGGGACAUCGAAGACCAAAUUCACCGAAUCGUCAGCUGCCAAGAAAAAAGCAGUCUCGAGUUUCUCAGGGACGCCAGGACCAUGAUGCUGCCCAAAGGGAUGGUGCUGUGCGACAUAGCUGCUCCCGUGGCUCCUUCGGUCCUACCUGGCUACACUCCAAGUUCAGCCCCCACUGACCCCACUCCAGUCCCCACUGGCCCCACUUCAGCCCCCACUGACCCCACUCCAGCCCCCACUGACCCCACUCCAGCCCCCAUUGGCCCCACUCCAGCCCCCACUGACCCCACUCCAGUCCCCUCCGACUUCAGCUCCACUCCAGCCCCCACUGUCCCCACUGGCCCCACUUCAGCCCUCACUGACCCCACUCCAGCCCCCACUGACCACACUCCAGUCCUCUCCGAGUUCAGCUCCACUCCAGCCCCCACUGACCCCACUCCAGCCCCCACUGAUCCCACUCAAGCCCCCACUGACCCCAAUCAAGCCCCUUCUAUCCGACCCAUCCCUGACCACAGACCACCACUGUAUGACCCCACUCCACCCGCAGCCAAAACCCGUCCCGCCUGGGUCAAAUUUCCACAUCCGCCGGCACUGCGACAAGCGGCAGCUAGCGGUACCGUGCGCACCAGCUGUCUCAGAGCCGUGUACAAUGUGCCAAUACCAGUGUCACCGUCGGUGGAAGAUCACGGCCUUCCUUUUAGCCGCAUGGCAGCUGUGCCGCUGCAGGCGAGACUCUCGGCGCUGCUGGGAGCUCCGACCCAGCCGCUGGUGCUGCUUGGCGUCCAUAGGGGCGAGGAUCACCAGAUGCUGGCCAGCUGCACGUGGCGCGCGCCACUGCUGGAGCGCGUUCUGCUGGAAGGCGAGCAGAGCCGACUGCGAGCGGCGCUCAGCACGCUACAGCUGCGGCCGAACACGCUGGACGCGCUGCCAGAGCUGCUGCGGCUGCCGGCCGCCGCGCUGGUCGAGUGGCGGCGAGUCACGAACCCCCGCAGCGGGCGAGGUCAGGUGCGCGCCGUGCUGCUGACCCUGCUGGCGAUGACGCCGGCCGACACGCCGCCCUCGGCGCUGGGCCUGAGCGCUUCAGCGGCCACCGAGUGGCGAGCCCGAGCCUGGCCAUGGCGCUUUGCACAGCCUUCGCAAGGCCGGAUCGACUGGAAAGCGAUGCACCUUCAGAACGAGCUGCAGGACGUGUACAAAACGGUGCUGAGCGUGAACGAGGUGCUUGGCCAGCCCCUGCAGCAGCUGGAUGUGGUCGAUACGAUCCACGUGCCGAUGACGAUGCUAUUCGGCUUUGCCAGCUACGGCUACGACCCCGAACCUGAAGAAGAGGUGAUGAGCCUGGUCGACGCGGUGGCAGACACUGUCGAGGAGGAGGUCUGCUGGUGGCUGGACAACGGACGACAGGACAGCGGCAGUGCAGGUGUUCCUGCUUGGACGCCCCCACACAGUCGCCAAGGUCCCUCCAGCUCGGAGCACCCGGAUCUGGGGGCAGUCAGAGAGCUCACCGGCCUCAUCAACAAGCUGACCGGUGAGAACGCGCCGUGCCUGCUGGAGAAGAUGCGCCACGUGUCGGUACAAACCGAGUACGGACUGUACGCGCUCGUGGAUGUUGUCUUCCGAGCUGUGCUGAAGAUGCCGCGACUGAUCGACAUUUGCGCUGACGCAUGCGCAGUGCUUGACAAACUCCAGGUGAAGUCAGACCGCAGAGACGGCACGGCCGUCAGCUUCGGCGACUUCAUGCUGACCCGGCUGUCGCGUGGCCUCGCACCGGUCAACCGGAACACACUCUCGCGGGAAGACCUGCUGCAUCACCUGGAGACGGUGGAAGACCCCGCGGAGCGCCGGCGCCAGCUGCGGGAGCUGACAGACUGCUGGAGGCAGGCCGAGAGGCGGCGCUGCGUCUGCCUGCUGCUGCUGGCAGCGCUCAUUCGCCGAAACCUGGUGCAAGGCCGGGAUGCACAGAUCUGCUUUAGCGAGCUGGAGUUAGAGCUGAGGCCGAAAGGUAAAAAACUUCGCAGUGUGAAGCUGUUCGAUGACGACAACGGCCCGGAGAUGGACGCUGUGGAAGAAGCUGCCGAGGAGAUAAUCGAUUUCAUCUCACCUCCCGAAAAGUGUGAUAUGGCGCUCAUCUACUGCCUCCAAAGGGCCUACGACCGAUUCGCUAUGAAUGACUCAAUAGAGGAUUUUCUGAAGUUGAUGGUUCGUGGUGGCGAGCCUAAGGCGAAUUAUGAAGCACGAAAGACGUCUCUCGGAAGUACGAAGGAGGAUAGUGCACCUGCGGAAGGAGCUGACUUGAGUCACGAGGCUGAGGGGCAAACCGUGAGGCCGUUCAAGGGGUAGUGCUAUCCGUGAUAACGGCAGUGUGAACACACAGAAGUGCCUAAAAUAUGCAUCACUGAGGAAGUGAACACUUAGACGAUAACGCUUCCCUACAGGCGAGAGAACUUAGUACGCAGCAGCUCCCGAGGCAUUUGCUAUGAGGGUGAAGUACUGCCUUAUGUGAUGCCAUGUGGUUCUUUUAAAAUGAAGCAUGAUAUGCUGGCUUGUGAGAUAAGAUGUGAUACGAGGCAAACUGAUACUCUCUGAAGAGUAAAACAGCGAAAGUUAUUAAAAAGUUCGAGACUGAUGAAAGAUGGAACUGUGAAAAAAAUGAGAGCAGUGAAUGCUGGAGGGAGAGGAGACCUUGCGCUAUGCCAUUGCCUAAAAGAAGUUAUGAUUUGUUGUGAAGGAUGAGGAAUCAGGAAUCGUCUUCUGUCGCCUUGUUGAUGCUAGGCCAGUCAGCUGAAUUUGUCCUGGUUAUUAACACCAAUAUGUUUAAUUUGCGAAAUUUCAUUGCGAAUUAUUUAUAAGUGCGUAGUAGAUAGUACGAUGUAUACAGGAAUCCCUUUUCUAUUUCGCCUAUGUAUAUGUGAAAAUGCUGAUAGUUGUGUCGAGGGUUAUGUUCGUCUUGUUGAGAGGUACGCCCAAUGAUAUGUUUUCCACACGUC